This is a messenger RNA of Oncorhynchus gorbuscha (pink salmon), 3574 nucleotides long. It is a transcript of the gene hkdc1, whose product is annotated as hexokinase domain containing 1. Gene Ontology annotation, biological process: glucose 6-phosphate metabolic process; glycolytic process; intracellular glucose homeostasis. Lineage: Eukaryota; Metazoa; Chordata; Actinopteri; Salmoniformes; Salmonidae. The transcript has 18 exons. The record is from RefSeq and is a predicted model, not a curated record. Gene Ontology annotation, molecular function: glucokinase activity; D-glucose binding; mannokinase activity. Gene Ontology annotation, cellular component: mitochondrion; cytosol. Bases 168 to 2906 code for a protein of 912 amino acids.
UCAUAUUGGAGCUGAGGGGACAGAGAGCAACAAGCUCAAGGAUUGAAACUGGACAGCUUCAAGAGAGGAAAACUGAUCAUAUCUAUGAGAUUGUUCUGAUUCAGCUUGUAUUGCUUUGAGCAGAGACAUUAGUUGCAGGAUAUAACUUACAGGUAACAGAAGUGAAGAUGUUUGCGGUGCACUUGCUCUCUUUCUAUUUCUCCAAGCUGCAGGAGGACCAAAUCAAGAAGGUGGACAGGUUCCUGUAUGCCAUGCGUCUCUCCGAUGACCAGUUAGUGGACAUUUCAGCUCGCUUUCGUGCAGGGAUGGAAAAAGGACUGUCCAGUGAAAGCAACGCUACAGCCGCGGUCAAGAUGCUGCCCACACAUGUCCUCUCAACCCCUGAUGGAUCAGAGAAGGGAGAGUUCCUGGCUUUAGAUCUGGGCGGCUCCAAGUUUAAAGUGCUCCAGGUGAAGGUGUCAGAGAAUGGGAAGAGAAGGGUGGAGAUGGAGAGUGAGACAUACCCUAUCCCAGAGGAACUCCUGAACGGUAGAGGGACUGAGAUGUUUGACCAUGUUGCAGAGUCUCUGAAAGACUUCCUGCAAAAGAAGCACAUCAACCAGAAGAGGAAAGCUUUGGGCUUCACCUUCUCUUUCCCGUGUGGACAGUCCAAAAUAGAUGAGGGAGUGCUGUUGUCAUGGUCAAAGAACUACAAGGCCAGAGGAGUCCUGGGGACCAAUGUGGUGCAAUCCCUGAGACAGGCCAUUGAUAGAGUCGGGGGAAUCAAUGUGGAUGUCCUGGCCCUUGUUAAUGACACAGUGGGAACCAUGAUGACCUGUGGCUAUGACGACCAGUGUUGUGAAGUGGGGGUCAUCAUAGGGACAGGUACUAAUGCUUGUUACAUGGAGGAGCUGAGACACAUUGACCUGGUGGAGGGAGACGAGGGCAGGAUGUGCAUCAACACAGAGUGGGGAGCCUUCGGGGACGAUGGGACACUCGAUGACUUCAUUACACACUUUGACCGGGAGAUUGAUGCUGCUUCCACCAACCCAGGGAAGCAACUGUUUGAGAAGAUGGUGAGUGGGAUGUACAUGGGGGAGUUGGUGAGACUCAUUCUGUUAAAGAUGGCCAAGAAGGGACUACUGUUUGAUGGCAGAGUUUCCGAUGCUCUACGCACCAAAGGGAAAUUUCAGACCAAACACAUCACUUUAAUUGAACAGUACAAAGACGGGCUGAAGAACACCAGGGAAAUCCUUAUGGAGCUCGGCCUGUCUCCCUCAGCAGAUGAUUGCCUUGCCGUCCAACACGUCUCCACCAUCGUGUCCUUCAGGUCAGCUAACCUCUGCGCCGCCGCGCUGGCUGCCAUCCUCACCCGCAUCCGCGAGAACAGGAAGCUGAAGAGCUUGCGGAUCACUGUUGGGGUUGACGGAACUGUCUACAGAACACAUCCACAGUACCCCAAGAGGCUCCACAAGGUGGUGCGCCAGUUGGUGCCAGAGUGCCAUGUGCGCUUUGUGCUGUCUGAGAGUGGUAGCAGUAAGGGGGCUGCUAUGGUAACAGCUGUGGCUCAGAGGCUGGCGGCCCAGAGGAGGGAGAUCAACGACACUCUUGCUCUACUCAGCCUGAGUCCAGAGAACCUCCAGCAGGUCAGGGACAAGAUGAGAGUGGAGCUAGAGAGAGGCCUUAGGAGGGAUUCUCACAGAACUGCCUCUGUUAAAAUGCUACCCUCCUUUGUGUACAGGAUACCUGAUGGGACAGAGCGAGGAAAGUACUUGGCGUUGGACCUGGGAGGAACUAACUUCCGGGUGUUGGUGGUGAAGAUCCGGAGUGGAAUACGCAAGUCUGUCCGCAUGUACAACAAAAUCUAUGCCAUCCCUCUGGAGAUCAUGCAGGGCACAGGAGAGGAGCUGUUCGACCACAUUGUCCAGUGCAUCUCAGAUUUCCUGGACUACAUGGGGAUGAAGAACACUCGUCUCCCGCUUGGUUUCACCUUUUCUUUCCCCUGCAGACAGACAGGAAUCGAUAAGGGAAGUUUGGUUAGCUGGACCAAAGGGUUCAAAGCCACAGACUGUGAAGGAAAUGAUGUUGUGGAAAUGCUCCGAGAGGCUAUCAAAAGACGGAAUGAAUUUGAUCUUGACAUUGUUGCCGUGGUGAAUGACACAGUGGGCACAAUGAUGACAUGUGCAUAUGAAGACCCCAAGUGUGAGAUAGGACUCAUUGCUGGAACGGGGAGUAAUGUGUGCUACAUGGAGGAGAUGAGGAACAUUGAGAUGGUGGAGGGGGACGAGGGACAGAUGUGUGUGAACACAGAGUGGGGCGGUUUUGGCGAGAAUGACUGCAUAGAGGACAUCCGGACCAGGUUUGACAGAGAAGUAGAUGAGGGGUCAUUGAACAACGGCAAACAAAGGUUUGAGAAGAUGACAAGUGGUAUGUACUUGGGGGAGAUAGUGAGACAGAUUCUCAUCGACUUAACCAGGAGAGGUCUUCUGUUCCGAGGCCACAUCACAGAGCCUCUGAAGACCAGGGGCAUCUUCGAGACCAAGUUCCUGUCCCAAAUAGAGAGUGACCGGUUGGCGCUACUGCAGGUGAGGUCCAUCCUGCAGCAGCUGGGUCUGGACAGCACAUGUGAUGACAGUAUCAUCGUCAAGGAGGUGUGUGGUACAGUGUCCCGCCGGGCGGCUCAGCUCUGUGGAGCCGGAAUGGCCGCCAUUGUCGACAAAAUCAGAGAGAACCGUGGGCAGAACCAAAUUAACAUCACCGUGGGGGUGGACGGAACACUCUACAAGCUGCAUCCACACUUUUCCAGAAUCCUCAAGGACACGGUCAAGGCUCUGGCGCCACAGUGUGACGUGGAGUUUGUCCUAUCAGAAGAUGGCAGUGGCAAAGGGGCCGCCCUCAUCACAGCUGUGGCGCGUGGAGAGAAUUAACACAAAAUUAGACCUCGUUUAUGCACAAUUUUUUUGUGCCAAACACACAAAGGAAUUGGUAACCUUGUGGUUCUUCCUCAUCUUCAUCUGCCAUUGUAAAUGUAAUGUAUGGAAGGUGUGAUGCUGUGCAAUAUUCUCUGGCCAUAGUACCACUGCAAUAUAAUCAAAUAGCUACUGUUAAGAUUCUGUCUGUAUUGGGAUUCUCCACCUCUACACUGUUAAAACCUAUCUAGACCCUCUUGCAAAACAUUGAAUGGGUUAGGGCGAAGGGGAAGAGGUAGGGAGCAGAUUGAGACUCGCUGCUACUAUCUAGAUGUGUUAUUGCUUUGUUUUGAAAUGGUCCUCAUGCUCUCAGCAGACAGGGACAGCAAUGGGAGUGGGCCAGAGCAGAGGGUGUUGGAAAAUGGAAUAGAUCAGACUGUAAUGUCAUGGCAACACUAUUCAACAUUGUGAUGAUCUGGUGGGUGAAGUCUGAGGAUGUUAAACUUUCAAAUUUGUUCAAGCAACAGAGUAUGUGUCAACUUGUGUGAUGCUUUUUUAUUUUAAAUAUCAACAGGACUAAUUCCACUUAUAUGAAUAUAUUAGUACUGAAGGAAAUCCCUAUCUCCAUGUACAGAAUGUACCCAUUAAAGGUAUGUGUAUUCAAUAAACUACUCCAAAUAAUACAA